AGGACUUCGAUUCAUCUUUAGUAAUUGCGCCCCAUCGCUCCCCGUGCCUCAUCCUCUUGAUUAUGAGUGGUUGCCCGAACAAUAAUUAUCUUCGUGUUCGAAGGUGUGAGAAGGGGCGCUUAGGCUUACCUCGCCUUCAUGAUUGCAACUCCUCCACGUAUCUUUAAUGACCACGAGGAUAAAAAUAACAAUAAGUUGUACAUUAACAUUUAAAGCACACACACGCUUAAGCUUACCUUGUGCUAACGAGACUGUAACUGACAAAAGCAAAACGUUUUGAAGAUACGAUGGCAGAUCCAGCAAGAGCAUCGUUGUCUCCACUCCGCCCUCUUCAGCGGGACAUCUCGCUGUCGAACCGGAAGACAGACUGCGCCAGCAAUUUCGUUCAGCAUGUUCCGCUCAUCUUGCUCCUCUCCUUGCUGCUCAUGUACAUCCUAUUGCUGCUAUUAGCCAGACUGAAUGUGGCGCAUACCCUAGCCUUCUACAUUCCCGCAGUAACAUUGGCUUGCUACAUGCUCUUGUGGAUGGCUUAUACGAGUAUUUAUGCGUGGUUUGCAACUGGUACACUGAUGCGGAAUUGUGACAAAUUAGAAAGAAAGUAUGAGAUGCAACAGGGUGAGGCUGCUGGUCAGGUGGAUGGAGUAGCUGGUGAUGGAGCAGGAGAGCUACCAAGUAUAGCGGGAGGUUCUCCAGCACAACUUAGAGUUAAGGCUGUACGAGGACCUAAUACAUCUUUCAAGAGCAUCCUUCAAACGUAAAUGGAGGUGGAGUAUCCACCACCUAAGGGAACAAAACCAAUUCCAAUACUUCCCGCCCAUAAGUAGAUACUUUUCAAGGAUCUAUCAUGCACUACUUGAAAGAUGAUGAAUUGCGGACAUCAGCUCGUCUAAUAGAGCAGCAUCAAAAAAUGGUGCUGAGGAGGAUCCUUCUCCUUGGUUGGGAGACGAUGAGGAGCUUCUACGUGAAUCCCAGUUCGUAGCACUUACCCCCGAAUUGGAACGGAUGGAGGACGAACUGACACAACAGGGUGUCCUGCACUUCGCUAUUAUUCCCAAUUACAAGGAGGACAAGGAAAUGAUGUCGGAGACAAUAGAUGCUCUAGCGGCUGCACGUGGAGGAGAGUAUGCAAAGGGUCACUUGGUCUUAGUCCUAGCUAUGGAGCAACGGGCUGGUGAGGAGGACAAUGAAAAGGCGAAGGAACUCGUGGAGCAGCACAAGGAACAAUUCGUGGACAUCAUCGUGAAUUUUCAUGCUCCAGGAGAGUUCAAGAACGAAGUGGCGGGGAAGAGCAGCAAUCAACAGAGUGCGUACUUGAAGAUUGAAAACGUUCUUUGUGGAGGAUCUUCCGGGAACAACAACUAUCCGCCACGGGCUUCUCGGGGUGAGGCUGUCACCAAUAGCGGAGGAUUUUUGUGGAGUCCCCAGCCGACUUCGGGUGAAAAGGGAGUUCGGUUUAUCCCAUUCGAGUUCGACGAAGAAGAUCAGCACAAAAUUGUCAAAGUUGACUACAACUCGUCUCAGCAGGGUCGUUUUCACUACGAUCCCAACCGCACGUUUAUCACGAUCCUCGACGCUGAUAGUAUCCUGCAUAGGGACUAUUUCCCAGAACUCGCACGCACCGCACUCGCUAUUUCUCCAAGGGAUCGUAGUUGGCGCGCAUUUCAGAGUGCGGUAUUUCCAUUCAGGAAUUUGAACAAAGUCCCAGGCCUAGUCCGAGCCAGUAGCUAUGCUCACUACAUUGUGGAGAUCGGAACAUGGUUCGACCCGUGCUUUCCGAAAAUGAUCCACUCUACCUAUUCGCUACCACUCGAGCUGGUGCGCAGAGUCGAAGGCUGGGAUGUGGACCUGAUCUGCGAGGACCAUCACAUGUUUUUGAAGUGCUUUUGCGAAAGCUUUUGGCUGGACGAAGGGGAAUGUGGUAAGAAUAAAAACAUCACUGCGACCAGUAGUACUGAUAAAACGUCGGGAGAACAAGAAGGAGGAGGAGCUGUACGAGAAGGAGAUGAAGAUCUUGGAGGUGUUGAAGAAGGUGCAGAACAAAAACCACUGCUGUCUCCAGCGUCAAACUCGCUGAACAUGAAGAGUAAAGACCCUUCAAUGGCAACUGCUUCUCAGGAUCAAGGAAAAACAGGCUCGUGUUGCGCAACCUCCCGAAUGCAGACAGUUUGCAUUGAUUUGCCAACUCUAGGUUACACCGUGGAAGCCGUUGAAGACACCCCCAAUGCGCAUAUCAACGCCCGAUUUGGUCAAGCCAUGCGGCAUUACUACUUCCUUACCGAGUGGUCCUACCUCAUGUUGCAACACAUGAAACUUGCCGGCAAUUGCAAGCUCUCCUUGGCUGGGCAUCUACAACUUUUUCGUUUAGAACUGUACAUUGUCACCAUGUUGAUUUUCACUCCGCUGUACGCUAUCGUCAUAUUGUUGGGGCUCAUCAACGUGCUAAUCUGCUUCGUAAGCUUGAGUGCUGCUUUUAUGAACCUUCCCGAGCAAGCAGGCGGUGGCUGGACCGCGUGGACAAUCUUGUUUGCUUUUUCACCGGGUUACCACUUCCCACAUCUAGACAGCAGUGCAAAAGGCCAAGCGGCUGCGGCGUUCAUUCUGCACAUGAUCAUACCCGUGAUCUUCCUGACCCCUAGUGCGAUUGUCACGGCAAAAGCGGUUUGUGCGACAUUGGAAGGGAAGUUUUGCCGAGUCUACCACUUAGCCGCGGACAACACGAAGGACGAAAAGAAGCAAGCCAAGAAAAAAGGUUCCUGUCCCAGGUGCGGUAAACGCGGGAUCUUUCGUGAACAGGAACAUGUAAGUCUAAAGCGAGAUGCAAUGAACAACGUAAUAGGCGAGACGAAGCUUUUCAUGGAUGACGAGGAUCGAUCCGGAAAUCUGCCGAAUAUUCUGGAGAAAGCAAACACAGCAGGCGAAGUCGCGGAAGUGGUCGUGGCAUCUAGGUUGUUAGAAAACACUAUCAGUACGCUGCACAAAGGUGGAGGAUCCAGCAAGGGUAGUUCACAUGCUUCAUCGAAGAAGAGCACUAGUGCAAGCGAUGACAAUCGACAACAGGCUUUGACGUCGAACGUACAACAGGUAGGAGCUGGGAUUGCUGCAACUACAUCUCCUGCUGAUCAGAACUACAGUACUAAAGGACAUGAUCAAGAGCAGCAAAGAGCGUUCUCAUCAUCUUCAUCAUCGUCAUCCUCCACAACGUUCCAACAGGUUCUUGAAGAAGUAGGUGACUCUGAGGAACUCAAGGAGACGUCCUCUUUAGUCCGGCAAAAAGAAGCUGAGGAGAAGAUCAGGAGCAGUGGACUCUUGUCAGAUCCCCUUCAUGGGAGUGCUACGCAACGGCUUCUGUCCGCUUCGCACACGAAUACUGAUGUUGAUACACUGCAAACAACUGCUUCGUCGUUGGGGCGCUCCUCUGGGGGAAAUAACCCUAUCAUGGUCGUCAACAACGAUCGGAUGAACACGUCGAACAUGAACACGUUGAUGAACACAAAGCUGGACAUGAGUACCUAUACUAUUCAAGAGCAGCAAGAACAACACGAAGCUUACUUCGCUCUCGUGAAAAAGCGCUCAUUGACUGAAUGGGGCAGGUUUCUGACUGGCCUGCGAGUCUUCAACGAUUUUCAGUCCCAAGGCAUAAACAACUGCGUAAUCUACGGCGUUAUUCCUUGUUUUUAUGUAUGUUUUCGACUGAGUUUUGUCGGACACGUGACCGAGUAUGUAGUGGCGGAAAAAGGCAGCAGGGCGAACACUCUUGACGAAACACCUCCACCAAAUAGGAAGAGUACUUAGUACCUCUUAGGCAGAUUGCCGAAUAGAUUCACAUCAUCAGGAUGAGUAGUAGAGGAGAAGGAGGAACAGGCUCAAGCAGUCACCGGGCAAGCUGAGUCUUCGUUGUAGAACUUCUCGAGUCUAUCCAAUUUAUUACCUAGUAAAACACGUUUGCGCAGGAGCUUAUCAUGAACAUGAACAGUAAUUGACGAACGUUGAAAAUUUGAACUGGGAUUGGGUAAGCGUCAACCUGACAGCAUGUAUAUAUAUAUAUAUCAUUGGACCAAUGGGCGACCCGACUAGAUUAUGAUCAAUUUCAGUAUAGAUGUACAUGUACACAAAAAAAGGUAAGCAAUACUAUCAUGUUGAACAAUGGGAAAACAAACUAUACCUAACCACGCCAAGGAAACUACAACUGAUCUUUCC
Molecule: messenger RNA, 4197 nt
Organism: Amoebophrya sp. A25
Lineage: Eukaryota; Dinophyceae; Syndiniales; Amoebophryaceae
Source: the annotation of a GenBank genome assembly